Messenger RNA from Aspergillus luchuensis, 744 nucleotides. Its product is annotated as alpha/beta hydrolase. The coding region runs from base 1 to 744 and encodes 247 amino acids. The record is from RefSeq and is a predicted model, not a curated record. The transcript has a single exon. Lineage: Eukaryota; Fungi; Ascomycota; Eurotiomycetes; Eurotiales; Aspergillaceae.
AUGGCUGUAUCAACAACAAUUAUCUUCAUCCCUGGUGCGUGGCACAACCCUCAUUGUUUCGCCAAAGUGACUCAACGGCUGGAAGCCGACGGUUACAACACAGACGUCGUUCACUUGCCCUCUGUUGGUCCUAACAAGCCACAUUCCGAUUUCUUGGAAGAUGUCCUUCAGAUCAGGGAACAGAUCGAGAGUGCUGUCAAAGCUGGCCAACGAGUGGUGGUCGUGAUGCACUCGUACGGUGGGCUUCCAGGCUGCGAGGCAAUUCGUGGCUUAGACUGGGCAUCUCGACAGCGCCAGGGUCAACCAGGGGGUGUCGUUCAUCUCUUCUUUUGCUGUUCGUUUAUCGUUCCGGAGGGGAAAUCAUUGAUUAGUUCUUUUGGCGGCGAUGAUCUCCCUUGGUUCCAAGUCUCGGACGAUGGAUUGCUUGUGACACCGGCUACCCCCAGAGAAACAUUCUACAACGACAUGAAUGAAGUUGAUGCAAAAAGGGCUGUCGAAGCACUAAAACCGCAUAGUUACCAGACUUUUCAUAGCAACAUUACCUUCGCGGCUUGGAAGCAUGUUCCGUCCACGUACCUCUAUUGUUUGAGGGACGAGGCCAUCCCACUCUCAGUGCAGAAAACGAUGGUGGAGGAGGUUGCUAAAGGGAUCCAGAUUCAAACUCACCUUGUGGAUGCAUCUCACAGUCCUUUUUAUACAGCGCCAGACCAUGUGGCAGUUGCCAUCAAGGCCGCUACUCAGUGA